UGUGCUGGUUACAUGACUAAAACGAAUACUAAAUAAUUUUGGAUAUAAGGAAAGCAAUUAUAUUAAUUGAUUUCAAGUAGUUUGGUGCUUGAAGUUGAAAAUUUAAAGCUUAGAAUUUUGGCAUCCUAACCUUGAAACUGGACCUGAACCACUCCCCUAUGAUUAGCCAAUCAGCACUAGCCUCUCUGACCUAUAAUAACCUGCUUUCGCCUACCCCAAUCAGAGGUUUGUUUGUUUUUUUGGUUUUUUUCUCUUCCCUCAUGCUUCCAAGGACUUCCUGAAUGAGACUGCUGGCCAAUAAAACCGGUCACUACAACUGCAGAGCUAAUUAUUACAUUGAUUUGGGUUUUUUUUAAUACACUAACAUCGUUGUGUCGUUAUUCUGAGACGUGUAAUUCUUUCUGAAUUAUUAAACUGGUAGAAAAGUUGAAUAGAAGAUCCUGAAUAUUUCAAAGUCGGCACACGCUGCUCGUAUCCUGACGCUUCUGGGUUCAGGGAGAGCAAGAAGGUCUCGUAUUUCAAAGCGGAACGCAAGCUGACUUGGAGCGUUUGUUUCCACACGGACUAACAAAGUUGUUUAUCGUCACUGGCGUAGCGGAGAUGGCAGCCCUCCGGACGGCACUCCAUGGACGACGACUUCAGACUUUCCCCUUUUCCUUCGGCUCGCUGCGGUUCGCCAGCUCCUUUAAGGCAGCAAGUCUCACCAUUGAACGCAACACAGAAUGCAAGCCGAAGCCCGAGCCCUCCACGCUGCUCUUCGGCAAACAAUUCUCUGACCACAUGUUGACUAUCAACUGGUCGGAGAAGGGCGGCUGGGAAUCUCCUCAGAUCAAACCUUUCCAGAAUCUGUCGCUGCAUCCAGCUAGCUCUGCCCUGCACUACUCCAUAGAGCUGUUUGAAGGCAUGAAGGCGUACCGUGGCGUCGACAACCACAUCCGCCUGUUCAGACCCAUGCUGAACAUGGAGAGGAUGCAUCGCAGUGCAGACAGGAGCAGCCUUCCUCUGUUUGAUAAAGGAGAACUGCUGGAGUGCAUCAAGAAGCUGGUGGAGAUCGACAAGGAGUGGGUCCCCUACUCCCAGGAUGCCAGCCUCUAUAUCAGACCCACUUACAUUGGAACCGAGCCGUCUCUUGGCGUGUCUCGUCCAGGAAAAGCUAUGAUCUUCGUCAUCAUCGGCCCAGUCGGGCCGUACUUUUCAACGGGGUCCUUCAACCCAGUGUCCCUGCUGGCAGACCCUGCGUUUGUGAGAGCUUGGAAAGGAGGUGUUGGGGCCUACAAGAUGGGAGGUAACUACGGCCCCACAAUAGCGGUGCAGAACGAGGCAGUGAAGCGAGGCUGUCAGCAGGUCCUCUGGCUGCAUGGACAAGAUGAGGAGAUCACCGAGGUCGGCACCAUGAACCUCUUUAUCUACUGGACCAAUGAGAAAGGAGAGAAAGAGCUGGUGACCCCGCCGCUGGAUGGCAUUAUUCUCCCAGGAGUGACCAGACAGUCGCUGCUGGACCUGGGAAGAUCCUGGGGAGAGUUUAAAGUCACGGAGCGGACUAUGGGCAUGAAGGAGCUGCUUGGAGCUCUGGAUGCCGGGCGAGUCCUGGAGGUGUUUGGUGCAGGGACGGCCUGCGUCGUCUGCCCCGUCGGCAGCCUCCUCUACAAAGGAAAGAUGUACCAGAUCCCCACCAUGCAGAACGGUCCAGAUCUGGCCAAAAGGUUCUACAAAGAGCUUACUGAUAUUCAGUACGGACGCACACCAAGUGAAUGGGCUCCACUGGUUGUUUAAACAGCUACUUUGCACAUGCCGGUUGUAUCAACAUUUAAUCCGCUGAUUUCAGUUUGGGACAACCAACAGCGACCCAUCCCCUCCCCCCGCACCCACCGCACUCCUUUCAUCCAAUGAAUGCACUCCUGCUUCGUCACUCGGGGACACAGACGCCUCUCUCUUCCUGUUUUUUUUGGCGCCUUUCACGGAUGUUACUGUCUCAGAAAACCAGUUGGUGGUUUGAAUGCAGCAAUACUAACGGCGACGUUUGCCGAUAUCAAGUCCGAAGAAAAUUUUAAUUGUUGGAGGGGGAAAAAAGAGAUUUUAAAUAUUAACAUGAUUCACAGCAUUAAUACAGACUAAACUUCACUCAGAUGCUCGUACUUUCAUUUGAAUCAGCCCAGCAUUAACAAACAGGCACAUAAUUUGACAUGUUUCAGGUGUCGUAGUCACAAGCUACAGGUUUGUAUUUGGUGUUUAAGACUUUGGUAGUUACUGUUACUCAUCAACAAAUGAAUUAAGGUGAAUGUCACAACAGCAGUUGAUAUUAGCUCGUUAAAUCUAAAACCUUUAACUGUUACAUGUGAGUAGCCAAAACUGGAAUAGCCAACCUUGUAAGGAUGUGUUAUUUCUUAUUGUCGUGUACUUGGCGAACUGAUCUGUAAUUUUUCAUGGGGCCACGUCGCUUGGACACCAGAGUUUGCACUGAGCUUAGUUGUAACAUCUGUGUGUGACUCGGCUUUUUAGAAAAUAAUCAUGAGUGGGUUUUAAUGUUUGUUGGUUUUAUUUGUAAAGACUUUGACAGCACAAAAAAAGAUUUGAGCAAGCAGCAGCACGCACAAAUAGAAGGACUGCUGAACGCCGACACGCUGCAGACGAGAGAGACUGUUAGAUGCUGCACUCCUGAAAAAUGCUGUACGGUAGCAAAUAGACUUGUUAUUUUAGAGAGUUUUAAAUUAUAAUUUUUCCUCCUCGUUGUGAUGUGAAAUUCAGCCGACUGUCUUCCAGAGUACUUGACUGUGUCACCAUGUGUUUAGCUGUGACUUUCUCUGCUAUAUUUGUACACGCUGUAAGUCUCCUCUGUCCAAGUGCCUGAUCUGUCUGUCAGCUUCUUCUUCAUCUGUCCAUUUAAAGCUGCUGAUUUUGUCUUUAGGGGAUGUAGCUGGAUAUGUAAAGCAAUAUCUGUUUAGUUUUUUAAAUGUGCUGUUAGCUUUAUUUGGCUGUUUUUGUUUUUACAAUAAAGCCAGGUUGAGUUCAGUGGG
Messenger RNA from Pundamilia nyererei, 3014 nucleotides. It is a transcript of the gene bcat2, whose product is annotated as branched chain amino-acid transaminase 2, mitochondrial. Lineage: Eukaryota; Metazoa; Chordata; Actinopteri; Cichliformes; Cichlidae. Bases 601 to 1773 code for a protein of 390 amino acids. Gene Ontology annotation, cellular component: mitochondrion. The record is from RefSeq and is a predicted model, not a curated record. Gene Ontology annotation, molecular function: branched-chain-amino-acid:2-oxoglutarate transaminase activity. Gene Ontology annotation, biological process: L-leucine biosynthetic process; L-valine biosynthetic process. The transcript has 11 exons.